AUGCCACGUCGAAGCGAGUCUUUCUGCACGUCCGAAUUACCCUGCGUCAUUGAAGACCUUGACACGUACUUCUGGAUCUCACGAAAGCGCGGCGAGAUGGGCCCGGAAAUUCGUCGGACUAAGUCUGCGGACCCUGUCCUCCCUUCCGUGCCCCAAGUGGACGGACCGACCGAACAGCGCAAGGCCACCAAGAAAAGUAAGUCGAAGAAGAAGAGUAACAAUAAGAAAAACAAAAACAAGGGAAAAGGCAAAGCUGUUGAGGUUGAGGUCGCGGUCGAGGAUAAUGUUGUUGUUGCUGUCGUUGAUAGUGGCUGUGACGUGGCCAAGGAGGGACAACAACAGAAGCAGACUGAGAACGGCGAUGACCAUCGUGAUGAUGAUGUUGCUGCUACUGAUAGCGCCAUUUCUACUGCUGCUGGUGGUGAAGAAGUCAAGAAUGGUGAUAAUAUGCCUCCACCCUAUUCCAGCGCGGGAGAGGACACAAGCAUUGGCGAGCCUGCCUCUUCGGUGGUGACCAACUCGCCGGUGGCCAGAAUGGCACCGGCCGCCGAAGCAGCUGAACUCAAGGCGAAGAUCUUGGAAGCGAUGAAAAGAAAAGAAAGACUCGAACGCCAAAUCCAAGAGGAACGCAACUCUAGUGCUCAGGCUAGCUCGUCUCAGAGAUCUGUGCCUGCUAAGUCGGAUACUUCGUCCAUUAGCCAGCGACGGCCUGACAGUGGUUGUGUCGACAAUCUUUCGCACGUCAACCGUUCGCAGCACAGUCCAGUGAGUGAGAUGCGUGCCACAGGCAAUCAUUCGCAACCUUCCGCCUCAGUCGUGGACUAUUCUUCUGAAGAGGCUUACUGUCGGGCUCACAUGCGGGCACCUUGCCGCUUUGAUCCAAGCUGCUGUGUUCAUAAGCCCAUUCAAGGAUGCAACUGUCCCCCGAGAUCGUCUUGCUGUUGUUCGCACCACAAAGGCGACUGCUGCACCUGCUUGACAUAUCUCAAUACUGUGUCGGCCAAGAGCGACACUGAGACACCCAGCGAUGUCGGUCAAGGUAUGGAAGGCGGUAGUACGGUUGCUGAACGCAACACUUCGAUUGGAAAGAAAAGCGUGGUAGAUGAAAGAGGCAAGGGUGUGGAUUCACUUUCGACACAUCUCAUUCAGUUGUUCGAAAGUCGUGAGCUAUGCGAUUUUCACUUCAAACUGACGUCGUCGAGCAAUGGCUUGUACCAAUCCACCAUAAUCCCCGUGCAGGUGGCCGUUAUCGCUCGCAGCCCGUUCGUUGCCGCGCUCCUGCGGACCCAACUUUAUCGGGAAGGGUGCCGCGAAAUUGCUGUGACACUGGGCGACCAAGUCAACUUGAUACAGGGAUUCGAGCAAGCUAUUCGCAACCUGUAUGGGGCACCCCUUCUCCACGGCGAGCAGCUGAGAACCGAGGCCCUUGCAGUACUGGGGUACACCGAAGAGUCUCAAAGCAUGUACCCAUUCCCGAUCAGAACAGCCAUGCUCGAUUUGGCCUUUUCGUACGCUGCAUCUGGUGCCUUCCUUCACGUCAAUGGCAUCCUCGAGGCAGGCAUCAGAAUGGCACUGGAGCUGAUCGACUGGAGCACUGUCGAAACAAUCAUCCACUUUGGGCUCCGUGUGGAUAGAUUCUCAAUUAUCCUGGAGGGCACCGAGACUCCUCCGGGCAGUCCUCGCGCCAAUCAUACUCGGUCCGGACAUGUCCUGGUCAGAAACCGACAGCUCCGAGACAUCUGGGCCCCAUUGCUGGUCAGAGCCGCGUUGUCGUUCAUCGCUGAGAGCAUCGAUGACAAGUUCGUCUUGUACUCUCAAGCCCAAAGCCUGCAUGUUCCAAACCGUAUCCCAGAGAGCUUGAACACUGGACCUGGUGCCAUAGGCUCUGAGCCGGGAUCUGCCUCCGCGAACUCAACAACGACUGAGAGCAAGCCAAACCGCGAGACCUUGGUCGCCUCCGCUGUCCUGAUAAGCCUCCCGUUCGUGCAUCUGCAAGAGGUGUUCAGGACUUUGAGUGCACGUCGCGUACUGUCUAACAACCUCGCACAAGCGAUAAUGAGUGAGAGGGAAUCACGACGGCUGCAGGCACUGCGAGAGCUUGGCAAGAAAGGCGAGAUCAAUGAGAAGAACCUCCCCAGUGAGAUGAAGGAGUUGGGCUACGGGGAAUAUCUUGUCUUCAAGAGUGUCUGCAAGCAAGGCCAAGGACCCGUGACGGUGACAACAGAAGUCAGUCUGGAGAGGGAGUGGAUUGGUUGUCGGUCGCCAGACGCCAAACAGUAG
Molecule: messenger RNA, 2280 nt
Organism: Aspergillus luchuensis
Lineage: Eukaryota; Fungi; Ascomycota; Eurotiomycetes; Eurotiales; Aspergillaceae
Exons: 3
Coding region: 1-2280 (759 amino acids)
Source: RefSeq, a predicted model, not a curated record